Coffea eugenioides is the source of this 2567-nucleotide messenger RNA. Its product is annotated as beta-amylase 7-like. Gene Ontology annotation, molecular function: beta-amylase activity. The transcript has 10 exons. The record is from RefSeq and is a predicted model, not a curated record. Lineage: Eukaryota; Viridiplantae; Streptophyta; Magnoliopsida; Gentianales; Rubiaceae. The coding region runs from base 186 to 2276 and encodes 696 amino acids. Gene Ontology annotation, biological process: polysaccharide catabolic process.
ACCCCUGCGGGUACACCACCCCCACCCCCCGGGUUGCCGCCCUUAGGAGUGUUUAGGGUGUUUUCCCACUAAGAGAAGUUUGGAGUAGUCUUUAGAUGGCAUUCGAAUUGAGAAUACUGAUUCUGUUCAACACCUCGAGCUGUUAGAAGGGAAAGUUGCUAGAUAGAAGAGGAGAGUGGAAUACAAUGGCAGCAGAGAUGCAAAGAUUUGUGACAAGUGAAGAUGAUGAUGAGGAAAUGGGGAUGGAUGUAAAAGAAGAAGAUGAUGAGGAUGAUGAUGAUGGAGAGAAGAAUAUUGAGAGCCCGCCAAUGUUAGGUGUUGAUGGGGGACUUGCAUCGGCAAGUAGUAACAAUAGGUUUGUACAUCAUCAGCAAUAUCAAGAGCAGCCUACUCCUCAGGGAGGGUCACGGAGGUGUAGGCCUCAAGAAGAAAAGGAGAGAACUAAGUUACGAGAGCGUCAACGAAGGGCUAUUACUGCAAAGAUCUUAGCAGGCCUUCGAAGGCAUGGGAACUAUAACCUUAGAGUCAGAGCUGAUAUAAAUGAUGUUAUUGCUGCUUUGGCAAGGGAAGCGGGGUGGGUGGUUCUUCCAGAUGGAACCACCUUCCCUUCCAGAUCACAGGGUGCAAGACCUGUUGGUGGCACAUGUUCCACCGUGGUGACUUCAUCGUCUUCACACAUCCCAGCACAACAAACUCCACCUAUUUCCUUGAGAGGCAUCUCUUCACCUUACCAGAACACCGUUGAUUAUAAUGCAUGUCAAAUGAAGAGUGUUUUUGUGCCCACAUCAUCUCCCUAUGAUGAAUCCUCAAGCAUCCGGACUAACUCUUCACCACUGCUGGGAGAUGGAGGAGAUGUACAUAAUGAUCCUCUUCUUGGAGGUUCCAUAGAUUCUCUUGACAACAAGCAGGUUGACAUCUCAACAAAAUUGCAGGAGCGUGAUUUUGCUGGCACUCCUUAUGUUCCUGUUUAUGUUAUGCUACCUUUGGGAAUUAUCAAUAUGAAGUGUGAACUCGUUGAUCCAGAUGGUAUUAUAAAACAACUCAGAGUCUUGAAAUCAAUAAAUGUUGAUGGAGUCAUGAUUGAUUGCUGGUGGGGAAUAGUGGAAGCACAUGUUCCUCAGGAGUAUAACUGGAAUGGAUAUAAGCGGCUGUUUCAAAUUGUGCGUGAGCUUAAGCUUAAGUUGCAGGUUGUAAUGUCUUUCCAUGAAUGUGGUGGUAACAUUGGGGAUGAUGUUUGCAUUCCACUGCCUAACUGGGUAGCUGAAAUUGGUAGAAGCAAUCCUGAUAUAUAUUUCACUGACAGAGCAGGAAGGCGGAAUCCAGAAUGUCUGUCAUGGGGGAUUGACAAGGAAAGGGUAUUAAGAGGUCGGACUGCUGUUGAGGUUUACUUUGACUACAUGAGGAGCUUCCGAGCUGAAUUUGAUGAGUUUUUUGAAGAUGGCAUGAUCUCCAUGAUUGAAGUUGGACUAGGCCCUUGUGGGGAGCUAAGAUAUCCAUCUUAUCCUGUAAAGCAUGGUUGGAGAUACCCUGGCGUUGGUGAAUUUCAGUGUUAUGACCAGUAUAUGUUGAAUAGCCUGAGGAAGGCAGCUGAAAACAGGGGGCAUUCCUUCUGGGGACGAGGACCAGAUAAUGCAGGUUCUUACAAUUCCUGCCCGCAUGAAACAGGAUUUUUUUGUGAUGGAGGAGAUUAUGAUGGCUAUUAUGGGAGGUUUUUCCUGAAUUGGUAUUCUCAAGUUUUGAUUGAACAUGGUGAUCGAGUGCUUUCCCUUGCCAAUUUAGUUUUUGAGGGUACUUGCAUUGCUGUAAAGCUAUCAGGUACUCCUUGGUGGUACAAGACUGCAAGCCAUGCCACUGAGUUAACAUCUGGAUUUUAUAACUCAUGUAAUCGUGAUGGUUAUGCUGCAAUCGUGGCAAUGUUGAAGAAGCAUGGUGUCAUACUGAACUUUACAUGUGCUGGAAUGAGCAUGUUAAACCAGAAUGUUGACUUCUCAGAGGCUUUGGCUGACCCUGAGGGAUUAACUUGGCAAGUGCUGAAUACCGCUUGGGAUGUCUGUGUACCUGUUGCUAGUGAAAAUGCACUUCCAUGCCAUGACAGGGAAGGCUACAACUAUUUAUCAGAGAAAGCCAAGCCAAUGAACGAUCCUGAUGGGAGACACCUUUUUUCUUUUACCUACCUUAGGCUUAGCCCUCUUUUAAUGGAAAGACACAAUUUCUUGGAGUUUGAACGGUUUGUCAAGAGAGUGCAUGGGGAAGCCGUUCUUGAUAUACUGGCUUAGCUUCCAAAGCUUUACCCUCUUAUUGAAAAAGGCUGAGGAGUGCACAACCCUUGGUAUAUAGUGUCGCGCUACAUUUUUGUAAAUGCAAUUGUAUGAUAUCAUCAAAGCAUUAUGUAUUUAGCUGCAUUCUUUUAGUUUUAACUAAUUUAUGAUAGACCCUGCAAUCUUAUUUGAGUUUUGGUAUAUACAUUCAUGAAAUUCAGUAGUUGGGAGUAAAACAGUAAUUGCCGAAACAUAUUUGUAUGCGUGCGAAUUGGAUAUGAUGAAAAUGAUACUGUAAUUUUCUAGUAC